CCCGGAUAAACCUGUUCUGGAGGGAGUGACUUGAUUCAAGCGCCGUCCAAUUAUCUGAUAGCAGCAUUUAUCCGCCGCUACAGCCCCGUCUAGUCAUCCGCAAACAGGCGUGAACCGAUGUGGAAGGAAUGUUCGUCUGAAUAUUUUAUCUAACGCAGAGAAAAGAAAAAACGCGUGGGGAAAUUCAUAAUCGGGUGAAGACGCGGCUCCAUUCACGCGACCCUAUUUUUAGGGCGCUCGCGCCGUGUCUACUAUCAGUAAUAGUGAUUACGCUCGCGUGAGAGACCGCUUACAAAUCUGCGGAGGGAAAAGAAAAGGGACGGGAGAGCUCCAGACAAACGGAAACUGUGGCCAGACUCCAGAGGCUGUCAAUUGAGUUCGCCCUUCUUGAUGAGAUAGAUUUACAAGCUUUGCCCGGCCAGCGUGUCUGUCAGACCGUCUGUCAAAGCAAUCAACAGUUGGUGCGAGCGCGCGAUUAAAGGGACUUUGCAUGCACGAGACGCUUCAGUGAUGGGUGUGUGAUUUCAGCACCUCAGCAGCCCUAUGGACACCCGCUUGCGUGUGACUGAAUUGUUCAGUAAUAUGGAAGACAGACUGUUGCACAUCGUGAUGCAUUGGAUGCUUUUGCGUGUUUAGGAGCCUUCAUUACAGCAGACUAGAGACACGAGAAUGAGCAGUCUAUUCACGGCUCCCGGUGCUUUUGCUUUUAUUCACGUUUUGCAACUGGUGUAAAAAGACUAGAGACAGAGAGAAUCCCACACAGUCCAUCCUUACUGGAUUUAAGGGCGCAUUGCUGUUUUUCCCUUGACCUUGCCUUUUGACGCUCAAAAGCAGCAUGCUAAUGAUGGAGAGCAGCGGGGUAGACGCGCAUCAGGUUGAACUGGACGCCGACUAUGAGCCGCACUGCCGCCCGAGGUCGUGCACCUGGCCGCUGCCGUGUCCGGAGGAGGAGAGCCGCGCGCUGCCUGUGAAAGUGGAGCCGCGCAACGUGCCGGCGUGCCGGAGCGGAGGGGCGCCGACGGAGUUCAAGCAUCCAGCCGGCGCCCCUGCCCCUAUCGCGGCCGCCCCAGCGUGCAUGUCCGGCGCCGCGCUGGAUGUGGCCGGCCAGCUGCGCAAAUCCAAGUCGUCGCGACGGAACGCGUGGGGCAACCAGUCGUACGCGGAUCUGAUCACGCGUGCCAUAGAGAGCACCCCCGAGAAAAGGCUCACCUUAUCGCAAAUCUACGACUGGAUGGUGCGCUUUGUGCCCUAUUUCAAGGAUAAAGGAGACAGCAAUAGCUCAGCCGGCUGGAAGAACUCCAUCAGACACAACCUCUCCCUACAUACCCGCUUCAUCCGUGUUCAAAAUGAGGGAACAGGAAAAAGUUCCUGGUGGAUGCUUAACCCAGAGGGCGGAAAGAUGGGCAAAGGGCCCAGAAGACGAGCUGUAUCCAUGGACAAUGGCACUAAAUACCUUAAGAGCCGAGGCCGAGUCAGCCGGAAGAGAGCAGGAGCUGUGGGAAUGGGCCGAGAGCUUGGAGGACCCGGAAUACAGGGAUCGCCAGAACACGGAAGCCCAGCUGGUAAGGGAGUAAUGGGAGUUGGGGGUGAAGAGUUUGAUGCCUGGACAGACCUCCACUCCAGAAUAAGCUCCUCUGCAUCAACGUUAAGUGGAUGCUUGUCUCCUAUUCUGGCUGAGACAGAACCUGAUGAACCAGAGGAAGGAGGACUUUCCUGCUCAGCCUCCCCAAGACUCUACCCUAGCCCCACCAGCACAAGAUCUCCAGCCCUGGGAACAGGGGGACACUGUCCAUCUGUCGAGCUCCCGCACCUAGCUGAUCUAACUGGAGCCAUCAGCUUGGAAGAGGGCUACUCUCAGCCUCUACCACUUAAGCGCAAUGGAUAUCACUAUGGCCCUGGGCCCAAAGGAGAGACCUCCUACUGUGGAACGGUCUAUGGCCAACCAUCCAUGGGCAUGCUUAGGCAUCAUACGCCUAUGCAGACGAUUCAGGAAAACAAGCCUACCAGCUUCCAGAGUGCUCUUAGGGCAUACUCAGAGAGCAAUGUCCUUGAAAGUCUGCUUGCUGGAGGGCCACAAUUCUGUGGUAAGGACAUGGUUGUGGGGCAAGGAGCAGCGUCCCAUUCCCUUAUGUCACAAUCUAACAGUGCCGUGCACUCUCAUGGCCACAAUCAGAGCCACAAUCACAGUCAGAAUCACAAUCAUAACCCAGAGCAUAGCCACAAUCGCAAUUCCAGUCAGAGUCUUCACAACAGCCAUGGAGUAACCCACGAGCAAAACCCAAGCCAUCAUCACAAUCCAAAUCAAGCUCAUAAUAAGCAUCACCCAGGUCUUGAAUACAAUCACCACAAACACCACCGUGGCCACGACUAUGUUCAAUCUCAUGACCACAAACUCAAUGCUAGUCCCAAUCCCAACCACAUGCACAAUCACCUGCAACACAACAACUCCAGACAACCAGACCUUUCUCCCAGGGGUAACAAUGACAUGUUGCAACCCUACAACCACAAAUCACCCAGCCUUUAUGGCUCACGUGCUCACCUUCCUUCUACUGCCCUGCCUCCUAACCCUGCCAGUGUCUUGGAUGUACCCCAAGACCCUUGUCGCCUGGCUUCAGCCCCUCACCCUCGCCAUCAGUCCUACCCAGGUUCCCACCUCCACCAGGGCAUGACAGAACCCUGGCAGGGUUAUUACCACCACACAUCACAGAAUUCUAAUUACCAUGGCAACCACCAAGCUAACCAUCACCAGGAUCCUCACAACCGGUUGCAGUCUGAGCUGGAACUGGCUGUGCAACAGAGCAGUCUGGAUUGUGACGUGGAAUCCAUCCUCCUGAACGACUUCAUGGAAUCAACAGAGGGAAUGGACUUAAACUUUGAUGGGUCGCUAUCACAGGGUGUUGGUAUGGGAAUAGGUUUGGGAAUGGGAAUGGGAAUGGGGGUUUUUGCAGGGCCUCAGCAAUCACAUAACAGCCAGAGUUGGGUGCCUGGGUGAACUGUGGGGGCAUUGAGGACCUACAUUUAGGCAAAACGUUCAACCAUACAGCCUUCUUAAGGGCAGCAGGUCAAGUCGGGAACUCAAUUGAACAAAUUGACCAAGAUUCCCUUUUGCUGAUGUCAUAUUCUGGACUCAGAGUUAUCCCUUGCCCCAUUUCCUUAAAAUCCCCCCUCACCCCUUCUAUUCCAUUUUCCCUCCUGUGGAAUAAUGUCAUAGCGGCCUAACAGUCCUUUCUGUGGUUCAUGUCCUUCAGUUUGUGCUCAAUUCAUCACCUCCAUGUCUUUCUGGGCAAAAGCUCUGAAGCACUUUACAUCGCCAUCUAUUCCGAUGCUGUAAUGACCACCCCGCAACCUGGAGGAAUCACAUUGUCUGCUGGCCUGGGUUUAAUGUAUGCAAAUGACUUUGUUAUCCUUCCUGAACAAAAAAAGUAAAUAAAUAAUUAAGCGUUGGUGUUGUUUUACUAAACAUGAGUACAGGAUUGAGCAGUUGCUAUAGCUGUCUGAGUGUCUGUGCUGUCAUUUGUGUAUUCGUCAGUGUGUGCGGGUGUCUGAGUGUUUGAGUGUGGAGCUGCUUUUCUUUGGUAAAUGUGUGCACCUCCUCCCAAGUAGGUCUAUUGGAUGUCCCUUUAUUGUGGGCCAGGACAGUCAUCCAUCAGACACACUCUAUUGAUAUUCAGCAUAUCCUUUUUAAUCUCCAAAGUAAUGCACCAGCUAUGCAUCACCGUUGAAAAUAGAAUGUGAUGCUUGGAGUGUGCAGGGCUGUUUUUCCCCCGGACACACAAUGGCUUAAUGUGUUUUGGCGAAAGUGAUGAUUAAAGUCACUCUGCAGUAAGUGGGGGGCAGGGGGAGGGGGGUAUUAGAAGGAGGUAGGGAGGGCAGAGAUUGAGAGAUAGAGGGGGAAAAGGAGAAAUGCAAAUAUUAUCACUAUGCCCCCUUCCUCUCAAUUCUGUGAAUUUAUAAAGCUUUCCCUGUAAUGAAAUAAGGAACGAUCCAACACUACAGCACAUCCUGUGCAGGGUUCUUUCCUGGUUCACCUCAGCCUAGCUACUCUGUGGCAGCCUUCCUCUGUCUUCAACCAAUGCACUGGCUUUAUUCUGGCUACAUUAGCAUUCUUCAUCCUUCUGCCUAUGCAGUGUUACCCUAGGUAAUCAAUGAUGAUUGAUAAAAUUUAAAGCUUUGUCAACCCUUAUUAACUGUGUGUUAAUGUAAUACAGAGCUGGAAUUGGGAAAUGUAUCCUUAAUGAAUUACAGCUUGACUAACCUGACUAACUAUUUGAUGGUAGUGCUACCUCAAGGUUGCAAAAGGGAAGGUGUCUCAUAAUCUGGUUUGAGUUCACAACAAAUUUACAGAAUGGCAAUUCCACCAUUUUCCAGAGCCUUUGUGUCCUACACUAGUGAACUUUAUGCUGAUUAAUUCAGUCAGCAAGCAAAAAAUGAGUGCUAUCUUCUCUUUGCAGACGUCCCCUAUCAUGUUGCCCUUAUCCAGUGAUCUCCCAGACUCAAGUAAUUAAGUGCAAGUGUAUAUUUUCUCAUUCUGAAUGUAAUAUAACACCAAGGAUUCAAAUAGAAAGACUCCUCUAAUUAUGACAUGGUUUGGUGAGGUUAGAGGAAACAUAUGGGGCAUAUUUAUGCACACAUUGUAGAUCCCAGUUGUCUUAUCCUAUUAUGGCCACUAGAUAGGGGUGGACAAAGCAAUGGAAACACCACAUAGAAAAGGAGUUUGAAGAGAAUGAUAGCAUAUGCCAAACAUAGUAAAAAUGCAUUGGCAAAGACAAACAGAAGUCGCAAGUCAGUGCUCACUGACAAUCAAAAACAUACGAAGUACAGCAUCAACAAUUGAAGGCUAUGUGAAUCAGUACUUCUCUGACCAAGUCUUUACAGAAGGCAUUUUCUAGCAUCAGAUGGUAAAAGCACUGUUCACUUGUGAUGUUCCAUAAUAAGAGGAUUAUAAUGUCUCCAUGCACACUACUAAACAAAUUCAAGAGUAAUUUCAUGGCUGCCAGGAUAAAGUCACCUUCCAUGGCCAAUCACCAAAUCAGAACAUCUUUGAAUUUUUAUGUAAAUUUCUGGACCACAAGAUUCCACCCCCUUCAUUACUAAAGAAUUGGAUAGGUCUGUUCCUUUAGCAUUGCAACAAGUACUUGUUGUGAAGGAACUCUUAUCAUUUCCUUGAUAUUUAUAUACUGUUUGGUGUUUCAGGUUAUUUUGUCCACUCUUUGUAUCUUUAUUUGCUUUUGUCUACCAUUAUUGAUGUUCCAUAAAGUGCAUCCACAUCCCCCCCAGGUUUUUUUUUUUUUAAUUAUUAAAUAUGCUGCCAGGUGCUUUCUCAGAGGCUAAAACUGUCCACAGAUACAUGACUUGGAUGCAGCUUUUUGUUCUGCUUAAAUUUUGAUGUGGAAAAACGUAAAUGGAGAGAGAAAUGGAGAGCGCAGUUAAAAAAGAUAAAGGAAGCUGACAGAGAGUGAGUUGAAAAGGACGGCACUAGGUUGCUUGAAAGAAAAAAAGCCCUCACAGAUAAAGAUGGUGUGUGUGUUUGUGUGCAUGAGAGAGAGAGUCUGUCAGAGUAGCUUCCCUCAGCAGAGCUGUUUGAAUCAGGCCAAAUUUCAAGUGGCUCUCUACAGUGUUUCUCACACAGCCCAAUCAGAUAGCCAUCCCUCUUUCUCACUGUCUCUCUAUCCUGCCAAGGACAAUGAGCCAUGUCUUCAUCCGCUUUCAUUACCGUCUUUAUGUUCUUUUCGAGGUGGCCAGGAAUCUGUUUUUAUCCAACUGUGAUUUUGCUGGCCUGCUCCUGCUUCAGUGCUCAGCUUCAUGUGUGUGUGAGCGUGUAUGUGUGUGUGUGUGUGUGUGUAGCACAGUGACGUACCUGAAAUGAUAUGAACAUGAAUUGAAAUUGUGCCCUGGUAUUUACUAUGCCUGGCUAUCAAUAAUAUAAUAUAAACAGUUUAUAUUUAUUGGGUAUAAAGAUGGGCUUGUGGAUGACAGUUUGGAGCUUGUGUAUCCCAUUCAUCUAUAUUACAAGAUCAUGAUUCUAUUACAGUUCAUUUCUGUCACAUGCUGUACAAAAAUCUGUAUUGAGAAAAUUGUAUAAUAUUUUUU
Molecule: messenger RNA, 6090 nt
Organism: Sinocyclocheilus rhinocerous
Lineage: Eukaryota; Metazoa; Chordata; Actinopteri; Cypriniformes; Cyprinidae
Product: forkhead box protein O6-like
Exons: 2
Coding region: 836-2992 (718 amino acids)
Biological process (GO): regulation of transcription by RNA polymerase II
Cellular component (GO): nucleus
Molecular function (GO): DNA-binding transcription factor activity, RNA polymerase II-specific; RNA polymerase II cis-regulatory region sequence-specific DNA binding
Source: RefSeq, a predicted model, not a curated record